Messenger RNA from Bactrocera latifrons, 2510 nucleotides. RefSeq names its product probable protein phosphatase 2C T23F11.1. Gene Ontology annotation, molecular function: protein serine/threonine phosphatase activity; cation binding. The transcript is spliced from 4 exons. Bases 744 to 1721 code for a protein of 325 amino acids. Gene Ontology annotation, biological process: protein dephosphorylation. NCBI's taxonomy places the organism in Eukaryota, Metazoa, Arthropoda, Insecta, Diptera, Tephritidae. The record is from RefSeq and is a predicted model, not a curated record.
UACUGAGCAUUUUUAUUUUCAUGUGGAGAAUCAAUGCGAAACGAGCUGAAACAGUUUUUGUUGUGCUAUUUUGUGUUUGUAUAAAUUUUUACAGGAAAAAUAAAUAAAUUAAAGAUUAACGUGAAAAGAAUAAAUAUAAAACAAGCUCAAAAGUACAUAAUUGAUGAAUAAAAAGUAUUUUUGACAACAAAAGCUUUGUGAUUAUAUUUCCCGGUCUAGAAUUGUAAACGGCAAAAAACACAAGUCAGAUAGCGGCUGUACAUAUUAAAAUCGAAAACAUUUUGUUUGGAUAACGUUUAUUUCGUAUUGUACGACUAAUUUGGAUAUUUAUAAUAGUGAAUCACGCAGUAACAAUAACAGUGACUGAGGAAAAAACUAAAUAAAUCAUCGUAAUUGUUUCGUUGGUCAUCCCAUACAUUUGCUGAUGAUCUAGUAAGGGAAACGGAACAUUUGGAAGUCGCGUUUUGUGUAAACAGCGCAUUUUGCGCCAACACAGAUUUCUGGAGUGCUAUUCGGGCUAUAAGUCCAAAUUGCAAACGUAUAUACAUAUACAUCACAACAGUCAGUUGCGUACGCAAAUUUUGGUUUACAUUUUGCAAAUAAAAAAGAAGAUUAGAAAGGAACAAAAUAUAAAGAGCUGGUGAAAAGGAGCACAAGUCAACAACGACGGCACGUCCUUGCCCACAAGCAUUGUACUAGCUGUACUCGCACUCACAUACACACAUACAAAACACUCCAUUAAAAUGGGUCAAACCCUUUCCGAACCAGUCACAGCCAAAGAGUCUGCGUAUUGUCAAAAUGAAUUGUAUCGCGUCGGUUCCAGCUGCAUGCAAGGCUGGCGCAUCAACAUGGAGGACUCGCACACACAUAUACUUUCCCUACCCGACGAUCCCGGCACAUCGUUCUUUGCCGUCUACGAUGGUCAUGGCGGUGCGACAGUGGCACAGUAUGCUGGCAAACAUCUUCACAAAUUCAUACUAAAGCGACCCGAGUACAAAGAAAAUGUCGAGAAGGCUUUGAAACAGGCAUUUCUGGACAUCGACUAUGAGAUGCUGUACAAUGAGUCAUGGGGCGAACAAAUGGCCGGCUCGACAGCUGUUGUUGUACUUAUUAAAAAUAACCGUUUGUAUUGUGCCAAUGCUGGUGAUUCGCGUGCGAUCGCCUGCAUCAAUGGAGAGGUAGAGACUCUGUCGUUGGACCAUAAGCCAAAUAAUGAGGCUGAAACCAAACGCAUACACGAGGGUGGCGGCUACGUGGAGUUUAAUCGUGUCAAUGGCAAUUUGGCAUUAUCACGGGCACUCGGUGAUUUCAUAUUCAAGCGCAAUGCCAACAAGAAGCCUGAGGAACAAAUCGUGACUGCAUAUCCCGAUGUGGAGACACGUGAAAUAACAGCCGAUUGGGAAUUCAUUGUGCUGGCAUGCGAUGGCAUAUGGGAUGUAAUGAGCAACAAAGAAGUCGUCGACUUUUGUCGGAAGCGUAUCGGCAUGGGUAUGUAUCCGGAAGAGAUUUGCGAAGAGCUGAUGAAUCAUUGUCUCGCACCCGAUUGCCAAAUGGGCGGCCUGGGUGGCGACAAUAUGACUGUUGUGCUUGUCUGUUUUCUACACAAUAAACCGUACGAAGAACUGAUAGCGCGCUGCGCUAAAAAUAACAAUAUCAACGGCAGCAGCGACAACAUAACCACAACAUCGUCUAUGGAUGUGGAUCAUCUCGAUUUAAAAUAACAAAACUUCACCAUUUUUUCCAUAUUCAAUGCUAGUAGAGCAACAGCAGCAGCAAAAACAGUAGCGGCAACAACAGCAAUAACAGGCAAUUCGACAGUCGACAAUGCAAUAACCACUACUACUACCACGUCUCUGAUUACUACACGCAAUAAGAAUGCUACCGUUAGAGCUAAGAAAAUUUCCAAUCAACUAAGAAUUGCGAGAAGCAUCAUUAAGAGCACCAAUUAUAUUUUUCGUAAAAUCUAUAGGUUGCGUUACUUAACAAUUGUGUUCCUUGUGUUUAUGACCUAUGCAUAUAUAUAUUUUCAUAUUUAAAAAUUUUUUUUAGCUACCAGCGACGCAUCGUAUAACAGUUACAGCUGUUGUCGCAUAGUUAAAUUUCAAUGACUCUUGUUGACUGCAAAUAUUAUAAAACAUAUAAAAUUAUAUAACUACAACCUACUCUACAAAUGCUUUUACGGUACAGACAUAUAUACACGUACAUAUAGUAUAUUAGUUAAACACAAAUUAGUUAAUGCAAUAUUCACGGAUGAGAUAGUAUUGGAUGUUUUUAUUUGUUUUUUCUAUUUCCUCUGUUUGGCAAGUGUUUAGAAAAUUUAUGAGAAAAAAUUGUAAAAAUUACUUUUCUAUUAAUAAUAUUAUAUUUUAUUGUAUUGUAAAACCCUAAAACUAAAUUUAAAGCGUAGUUAAAACUUUUGUGCAUAAGAAUUAGUCAACAUAAUUAACGAUGUAAUCAUCAAACAUACAUAAAUACACUUAUAUGCUGGCAUACUGGCGAUAGUUACCUAA